CUAACAUACAGAGCCUUCUCAACUACACGCAGCCCUUCACCAGCGAACAGAUCCAAAUACUAGGGAUGAACCGCCUGGCGCUGGCGUCAGGCCUGAUGCUCAACCGCACUCUUAGAAGAUACUCCAUCUCUGCCGAGGACCUCAGGAAGCUCGUGACGACCAUCCAGAACACAGCAGGCAGCACCGCCAAAGCCAAGCUGAUGCUGAUCAAGAAUAAAGUGUUCGAAGUUGCCUCUGGUGGAGGGACGACGCUGGACCUGAACGCCGUGCCUGACGAGCUCCUGAGCGUGGCGCCCUUGCAGUACCUCGAUGGUCUGUCCAUCACCAGCAGGAUCUCCGCGCUGGGCAGAAAUGCCUCCUACAAUACGGCACAGAUGGCCACCCUCAUCUCAGGCAUUGGUUCAGACCGACUCAGUGAUGUACCCAGCAACGCCAAGGAGGCCCUCCCCACCAAAAUAUACAAGGACCUCAGCAAGGGCGAAUUGUUGGCGGGGGCGGUCGGAAUGCUUCCAUCAUCCAAGAUGGGUCUUACGAUAUCGGACAAAACCUUCAAGACAGCGGUGAACAUGAACUUGGAUGCCGAUGCGGCCAUGUUUAUACAGAAGAUGGAUGUCUUCAACAUCCCGCCGUCCGACAUCAUCCAGCAGCUUGAGUACAUGAAAGAUGUCUUCCCUUCAAUCGACGCGUGCUGGAUUCUCCAGCUUAUCUACAUGAACUACUCGAAGAUGGAGAUGCUGGUGGAGUGGGGCGAAAACGGUCAGCUUCUCACACCCUACACCAUUGAGCUCAUGCCUCUCUGCGUCGCUACAGAUUUGAGCCGCCAGAAUCGCAUUGGGAAACUAGAUGAGGUCAGUAAGAGAAUCCUGCUGGAGCGCCUCGUCUUGGACAAGAAGAUAUUUUUGACCUACCGCUCCAUCACCGAAAUGGGCAUAGAAGAGAUCAUAUAUGAAGGACUCAGGGCUAAGGGAUGGCCGAGUGUAUUAACGGGGGCGGACGUGAAAAUGUACGGGGAACUUCUGCUAUUCUUCCCCUUGGACCUUCUGAACGCUGUGACUGCAGAAGGACUUCCUAUCCUCAUCGAAAUCUUCAACUCACUGGCGUCGAGCGUCUUGAUGCCGUGUCUUAGCAGAGGCACACAAGAAGCCGUUGAAAAUCUCAUCUUUAAGUAUAAAGGAGACGACCCGCAAACAUGGCGGCAAAUAUCGGAGAUGUGUUGCCUGCUAUACAUCCUGUCACCCGAGACGAUAAGCCGCAUCCCCCGCGGGGCCCUCAUGUCCUGUCGGUGCCACAUCGCCGACCGUGCCCAGUACUCCUCAGAUGACGAUAUUCGUGAGCUUGAGUGCCCCAACACAUUUAAUUACGGCAUCGAAUUCCAACGCAAGAACGUCCUUCGAGCUCAGGCCCGGGCAGCGCUUGACAUCCUCGACCUCAACAAUGUACCCGGCUACAACCCCAGCGGCAGGAGGAAGAGAGCUGUGAGCAACAUCGCGCUGUGCAACCGCGCGUCGGUGAGCGGCGCGGACGACAUCAGCAACGGUGAACUGAGCGCCGCGUCUCCUAACGAAAUCAUGGAAUGCCUGGCAGCCCUUGGGGAGCGCUACAUGAACGACUCAAAAGCCCAGGUCCUGGCGAACAAAGUGCGAGAUUCUCUGAGCCCGCGAUCUUGGUCGUCUCUAACGAACGAUCUCAUGCGUGACAUGAACUUCAUCAUGAAGGGCAUCCCGGCCAACGAAAUUCGUGACCUCCCUGCUUUCUCUCCACCCACGCAAUUCUACGACGCCGUCGUUGUCUUGGGAAAUGAGAAAAUGAUGUUCUCCGACGACCAGGUUACGACUUUUCAGCGCGAGUGCUAUAAGUGA
Hyalella azteca is the source of this 1859-nucleotide messenger RNA. RefSeq lists its product as uncharacterized. Lineage: Eukaryota; Metazoa; Arthropoda; Malacostraca; Amphipoda; Hyalellidae. The transcript has 13 exons. The coding region runs from base 66 to 1859 and encodes 597 amino acids. The record is from RefSeq and is a predicted model, not a curated record.